This is a messenger RNA of Balaenoptera musculus (blue whale), 4892 nucleotides long. RefSeq names its product major facilitator superfamily domain containing 2B (gene MFSD2B). Gene Ontology annotation, cellular component: membrane. Gene Ontology annotation, molecular function: sphingolipid intramembrane carrier activity; symporter activity. Lineage: Eukaryota; Metazoa; Chordata; Mammalia; Artiodactyla; Balaenopteridae. The transcript has 14 exons. Bases 52 to 1767 code for a protein of 571 amino acids. Gene Ontology annotation, biological process: carbohydrate transport. The record is from RefSeq and is a predicted model, not a curated record.
CUACCCCAAAGAAAACGGUCCCGAGUGACUUGCCAGCCUUUCACCCGGCAAAUGUGGGCUCUGGCGUUUUUCACUUUGGGAAACCGAACCCGCGCACUUCGCGGCUUCCCUGUUUUCCCGCGCGUUGCCCCCGGCCCGGGGCGCGCCCGCCAGCCCGCCCCUCUUCGCGCCGCGCCCUCUCGGCCCGGGAGCCGCCCUCCCCGCGGGGGCGGCCGGGCGAUAACACCGAGGGCGACGGCCGCAGUGCGCGUGCAGCCGUGCGCCAUGGCAGUGUCCCCCGAAGGGACCCCGGCCCCGCCAGUUGAGACGCCGCCGCCGCCCCCGCCGGAAGCGCACACCUUGGAGCCCGGUUCGGACAGUGGAGCUGGUCGCCUCUCAUUCUGUACGAAGGUGUGCUAUGGCAUUGGAGGGGUCCCCAACCAGGUGGCCUCCAGCGCCAUAGCCUUUUACCUGCAACUUUUCCUGCUCGAUGUGGCACAGAUCCCUGCUGCCCAGGUGUCACUUGUCCUGUUUGGAGGGAAGGUGUCUGGGGCAGCUGCCGACCCUUUGGCUGGGUUCUUCAUCAACAGAAGCAGGAGAACAGGGUCUGGACGACUCAUGCCCUGGGUGCUGGGCUGCACGCCGUUCAUUGCCGUGGCCUCCUUCUUCCUGUGGUUCCUGCCCCCCUUCACCAGCCUGCGAGGCCUCUGGUACACAGCCCUCUACUGCCUGUUCCAGGCCCUGGCCACGUUCUUCCAGGUGCCCUACACGGCACUGACCAUGCUCUUGAGCCCCAACCCCAGGGAGCGGGACUCGGCCACCGUGUACCGGAUGACCUUGGAGAUGGCGGGGACGCUGAUGGGAGCCACUGUGCAUGGACUCAUCGUGUCUGGUGCCCACGGGUCCCACAGGUGCAAGGAGACUGCGCUCCCAGGACAAGUGGCCGUCUCCCCCAACGCGACUCGUCUCUACUGCAUUGCAGCCACUGUGGUUGCUGUGACUUACCCCGUGUGCAGUAGUUUGCUCUGCCUGGGGGUGAAGGAGCGACCAGAUGCUUCUCCCCGAGCCUCCGGCCAGGGCCUGAGCUUCCUGGCUGGGCUAUGCCUCACAGUCCGGCACCCGCCCUACCUGAAGCUGGUCAUCUCCUUCCUCUUCAUCUCGGCAGCCGUUCAGGUGGAGCAGAGCUACCUGGUCCUGUUCUGUACACACGCCUCCCGGCUACAUGACCAUGUGCAGAGCCUGGUGCUAACCAUCCUGGUCUCGGCAGUGCUGAGCACCCCGAUGUGGGAGUGGGUUCUGCAGCGAUUUGGGAAGAGGAUGUCGGCCUUCGGGAUCUUUGGGAUGGUGCCAUUUGCAAUCCUGCUGGCUGCUGUGCCCACAGCACCCGUGGCAUACGUUGUGGCCUUUGUAUCUGGCGUGAGCAUUGCUGUGUCCUUGCUGCUACCCUGGUCCAUGCUUCCAGAUGUGGUGGAUGAAUUCCAGCUGCAGCACCAGCACGGCCCAGGGCUGGAGACCAUCUUCUACUCAUCCUAUGUCUUCUUCACCAAGCUUUCAGGUGCAGGCGCCCUGGGCAUCUCCACUCUCAGCCUGGACUUCGCGGGGUAUGAGUCAGGAGCCUGCAAGCAGGCGGAGCAGGUAGUGGUGACCCUCAAGGUCCUCAUCGGUGCCGUGCCCACCUGCAUGAUCCUCAUCGGUCUGUGUAUCCUCAUGGUCAGCCCCGCUCCAAAGGUGCCAAGUCGGACCAGCUCCCGCUCCCUUGGGAGGAGGACCAGCUACAGCCUCGCUUGAAUUUGAGACUCCUGUGAGCUGGAACGGCAGGAGCAGCGUCUUCUGGGUUCCAAGCCCCCCUUUCUUCUCAGCCCUUCGGCACCCCUGCUUCACAGUUUACACACGACCCGUCUUUUCCCCUGGGAUAUGGCGUCUUCAGUGGCUCUCCUGAAGAGAGUGGCCUGGGCUCCAGGACCCCCGCCUGUCAUGUCUUGCCUGUUGACUGCAGGACAUCUCAGACAGGCCUGUGCCCCUGACUACCCAGCUCCAGGCAACCUGUGACCUGGAAAGCAUACCAGUAGCAACUAUUCCUGGAAAAAGGAAGCCCCUACCAGCCUGGUCUGCAGACUUCCUGUGGGAGCACCAAGCCCACCAACCUGCUUGGAUGGCAAAGCUACCUGACAGGACAGACACACAGAACUCGUUUCCCCUGAUGUUCCACUGGAUGUCUGAGAGGCUGACAGCAUGUGAGUGGGCAGAGUGGGGACAGAUGGACAUGCUGGGAUGUCCAAUUAGGAGAGAGACAGAUGCAGCGAGGCCAACAGACCCCAGAGGGAGCGAAUGGGGCCAGCGGUGGGGAUAGACUGAGCAGGGCAUGAGGUGUCUCUUUCCCUUUGUACAGCUGAGCUGAUGACACUGUUUCUAGAAGUGGACACUGACUGAUACUGAGCCACCGAAGAGCCAUCAUUUUUAUCAACAAACGUUAUUUUUGUGGAAAUAUUUUUCUGAAAGUUUAUCUUUUUUUUUUCUGGCUGUGCCUCACCACAUGCGGGAUCUUAGUUUCCCGACCAGGGAUGGAACCCGCGCCCCCUGCAGUGGAAGCGCGGAGUCUUAACCACUGGACGGCCAGGGAAGUCCCCUGAAAGUUUAUCUUAUAAAAGCACAGGAACCACCAUUUUCUAGAGGCCAUGUCUUUGGGGAAGAAAGAUCCACUGAGAUUCAUUUUUUCAGAAACAAAUUAAAGGGUUUAUCUUCUAUUGAGUCUGUAAAAUUUGCCUGUGGCCAGCCUUCUCAUCCCACCUCCUGGGAAAGCCCUGUCCCGAGGAGGGAAGAGGAGGGAAGGGGAGGGUGCCUGAUGUCACUGAAACUGGCUAUGGCCCAUCAGCCAUAUGUCCCAGAGUCUGCAUUUCCUCAGACCAGAGAUGCCAUGUGGGAGGUGGGUUCCUUCCUUCCUUUGGAGGAGAAAAAAAGUUGAGACUCCAUAGUGGCCAGGUAGGUCAUGUGGGUCUGGGGCCUGGGGAAGAGUUGAGGAACCUGUGGGGGCUCUGAUGCCCCAGCAACUCCUCCUAGAGAAGCCCAGAUACCUCAAGGGAGACCAGGAGGUGCAGACCUGCCCCCCACAUUUCUCCCAGCCCCCAGCCCAGUCCCCUCCUGAGCCCACUGCCCAGGGCUAGGCCCCCUUCUACUUCCUCUUUAGACCUCUGGCUGCCUCUUAGGUUUGAGAUUAGACGCGAGGUCUAAGACGGCCAGAGCUCAGACACACUCAGGCAGGAUGUGCUCCUCAGAGCUUAAAGUGUUCAGCUUCCUCUACAAAUGCUACAGCACAAGAAGGAACCUGACCUCAGAGAGAGAGUGCAGAGUGUGACCCAGUCUGUCUGAUGCCUGAACUUUCUGGCCCCGUGACAUUGACAUGGGCAUCUGAUCCUUGAGGUCACAGGGCUCCAGAGAAAGAGCUGGGCUCGGUCUCUCUUCCUUGCCCAUCUGACCGAUUCAGGAAGGGGCUGACAGGAAGCUCUGCUCACCCCCCGCCGUGCACAGGCACACACACCACACACAUACCUCACACACUGCACACUCACACACACCCACACACGCACACAUACAGAACAGUUUCUUAACACUGGAAAAUCACUGGCCCUGUGGAGACAGUACCUGGUAUGAAAGAAGGCCAGGUAGUUUCUACCAUGUUGUUAUGCUGUGCUUUGGAAACCUGGGCAACGCAGGUGGGAUCAGCAGCUCGUGCCACGUUUUAUGUCACCUGUACUAUUUCCCGGGGGUGCAGUCUCAAGGGCCAGAGCUUCACUGUACAAAGACAGAUGCAGGGGGCCACCUCUGGGGGUUAGGGGUUAGAUCUCAGAGACAGGAGGUAAUCAUGGGCUGGCCAAAAGGGAUUAUUCCAUUUCUUCUUCAUAGCAGCCCUAUGAAGCAGGUACUAUGAUUCUCAUUUUCAGAUGAGGAAACAGGCUUAGAGAGAUGAAGCCACUUGCCUAAGAUCAGUUGGCGGUAAAAACGGUCUUGAACCCAAGCUGGCCUGACUCCGAAGCUUGUGGAGCUAGCCAGGGCUUAAAAUAACUUUUGGAGGUAUGGCUGAUCCAGGACUUUGGUAUCACAGGACCACUCCUCCUCUGAAGCCAAACGCCAGCAUCCCUGCCUCUGACUCUAUGCUUCGAUGCCACUGUAAUUCCAUUAUUCCUACUCUUCGACCUUCGGCUCACAUUUGCCCACUGAGCUCCCCCCAUAUCCAUGUCCCUCUCCUGACACCCACCCCCCUCAGAGCCCGUCCUCCUGUUUCAGAGGAAGAAGAUGUCUCCUUGCCACCACGGCCAGCCCUGGGCCUAUCGCCGGCAAAGGCAGACAUCUCCCCUUGCCCCUUCCCUCUCCACGACCUUUUCCAUCCCCACUUAAAUCCAGGAGAGCAUGCCAUCCACUUGCUCAAGACCCCCUCAGCCCCACCCCUGCAUCCCAUCAACAGUCCCUCAAGGUCUCACAAGAUCAGGUCUCUCCUGAAGUAUCACUUCCUCAGGGAGGCCUUUCCUGCUUCCCCACAAUCGCCUCCUCCACCCCCAGGUCUCUACGCUCCACCCACUUUGCUUGUGCUCAGUAGAACCCACCUCCACAUACAACUAUAUAGUUAUCAACGGCUAUCUUGUUUAUUGCUUGACACCCCUGUUAAAACAAAUGUCAUGAGGGCAGGGACUUUGACCGCUACAUCCUCAGUGCCCAGAAGUGAACGUUCAACAUGAAUAAAUGUUUGCUAACUGAACAAGUGAAUGUCCAUGGUGCCCUCAUCCUCGAACAAACAAAAACAGCCUUUCCUGUUCCCUUCACUUUCUCCUCCUCUUCCAAUAAUCGGUUUACUCUCCUCCCGCCACCCGGCUCCACAGCGUUGUCUCCCGUCUCCUGACCCUCACCUGCCAUUCCCUCCU